Stereum hirsutum FP-91666 SS1 is the source of this 813-nucleotide messenger RNA. RefSeq lists its product as uncharacterized. Gene Ontology annotation, molecular function: 3'-5' DNA helicase activity; ATP binding; four-way junction helicase activity. Lineage: Eukaryota; Fungi; Basidiomycota; Agaricomycetes; Russulales; Stereaceae. The annotation marks the transcript as partial. The transcript is spliced from 3 exons. Gene Ontology annotation, biological process: double-strand break repair via homologous recombination. The record is from RefSeq and is a predicted model, not a curated record. Gene Ontology annotation, cellular component: cytoplasm; chromosome.
UGGACAUCCCCCGAAGGGCUCGUAAUUCUCAGAAACAUCAUAGAGCCGAUACUUCCCUUCACCGCGGAUGAAAACCAGCUCUAUGACUCGGCAUGCGUCCUUGACGGCCGAGAUGUGGCAUGUAUUUCGGCAACAGGUAGCGGAAAGACAGCUGUCAUCUAUAUCGCGGCACUUGUGGAUAAGGAUAUGAUCAGUGUUGUGGUGGAGCCAACUAAUCUGCUCAAAGAUGAUAUGUCCAAGAGUAUGGCAGCGAAAGGUAUAACCUCGGUCGUCAUCAACGCGGAACAUCUUGCUCGUGAAGCGAAGGCCGGUAGUGACCUCUGGGCAGAAGUGAAAGCAGGCAAGUUUCAAGUAAUCGCACUUGCUCCGGAGUCACUGCGAAAGCCGGAAUUCAUAGCCAUCAUGAACGACGACAACUUUCGAAAGAGGUGGAAGGUAGCCGAUGUCGAUGAAGCUCAUCUUGUAUCCGACUGGGGCCCCGACUUUCGCAACGCGUACGAAGACAUCUGGACCCUUCGUGCACUGGGACCGAAGCACCUCACGUUUGUCGCUCUCUCGGCUACACUCGAGCCUGGACGACAAACAGACCGUGUUUUCAAUAAACUCGGCUUCGUUAAAGGAAAGUAUCACCUUGAUCGUCGUGACUGCGAGCGCCACAAUGUCAACUACUCGAUUCGGUACGCGCAUACGACACAUCAGUUCCGCGACCUUGACUGGUUGGUUCCCGAACACAUGACGAAGGCUUCAGACGUACCAAAAUUCAUCCUUUUCUCCGACACUAUCGAGACUGGACAUCGCAUUGCCGUCUACCUU